Molecule: messenger RNA, 3374 nt
Organism: Hyaloscypha bicolor E
Lineage: Eukaryota; Fungi; Ascomycota; Leotiomycetes; Helotiales; Hyaloscyphaceae
Product: RNB-domain-containing protein
Exons: 3
Coding region: 34-3117 (1027 amino acids)
Biological process (GO): mRNA catabolic process
Cellular component (GO): exosome (RNase complex); P-body
Molecular function (GO): RNA binding; 3'-5'-RNA exonuclease activity
Source: RefSeq, a predicted model, not a curated record
GGCAAGUGCUCUAAUAAGGCACCGUCACCCUUCAUGAUUAUGUUGCGAUCUCCCCAAUUGCGGAGACAGGUGACUCAGUCAUUUGUCUGCUGGAGAUGCAUUGCAAAAUCUCAACCUGUGGGCGCUUUCCACAGCAGGUCGCAAAAGAGAGGUGGUUUCAGAGAGCCUGCCCAGCGACACUUCAGCGGUGGUAGAGCAUCUCGCCUGGAGGCUCUAUCGAAUGUGGAAGUCAUCCCUGAGCCUUCUCCACUACCUUCAACCGAGCCCAGUCUACGGACCCGACUUCGACAAUGGGAGAAAGAGCAUGCAGAGACCUAUGUGAUGGCACCAAUGCCGAAGGAAAGCAACGUGAGAAGAGGAGAUGUCUUGAACAAUACAACCCGUCCCCAACCUGGGGUGUUUCAAAUAGAAGGAGAAGAGGAGGACGACUAUGAAGAUUUCAACAUGGCUGCACCAAUAUUCGAUCGUGGCGAGUUGGUCGAUGUUGGCAGCAAGAGAACUUUCCUUUUGCCCGGGGAUCUUGUUGAGCUUCUGUCCGUAGGAAGCCGCCAGCAGGAACUUGCCAUUUUCGUUCGCCAUGUGGACUUCCAGUCACAAUUUUACACUAUGUCCGGUCGUUGGGUGCACAGAUCGGAAAAACACCCACAGUUCUAUGUCCCAAACUUUGUCGAAGCACACGAGUUGGAAGCUAUAAAAGAAUAUCUUCCACAAGAAGCCGUGCCAUUGGAGCUCGAGGACAGGCUACAUUCCUUCGAGAUAGUUCCCCCUAGGAAUAUUGGACAACCUCUCACUCUGAAGAUGACUGAAUUCUGGGCGGAGGCAGAUGCUGCGUACCAAAAGGCUGCGUCUCGCUUCGACAAUGCACAUCGAAUUGUGGGACAUGGAACUCGAUUUACAUACGCAACUUUGGAAGAGAUAGCACAGAGGGCGCUAUCAGGGUUUGUACCAAAGACAGACGAUGGCAAAUUCUCUUACGCAGUUCUCUAUGCACUCCAUCGCUCGAUGCUACGGGAUGACAUUGGAUUUCGGGUUCAGCAGGGUCAAACAAUGCGAGCUGGUGGCGAGUAUGAAAUCAAUUCUAUAGGCGAAGUCAACAGCAUCAACCAAGUCACUCAAUUAGUUCGCACAUAUCGGGAGGCUCUGGUGUCCUUCCCGGAGGCGGUCCCGAACCACCCGUUAACUCGUUUUGCUAAGGAUGCCCGCAAGCUCAUUGCCGCUAGCCGUCAAACUCGCCAGUAUACACCCUGGGGAGUCCUUGGGCCAUAUUCGGGAAAGGAGCAGGGUGAACGUCAUUUCAGAUAUGGACAUCCGCACAAGCCUUUCAUGAGCCACAUGCUGCCUUUUCUUCGGUUUCUGGAGUCUUGGGCAUGUUUGUGCAGUUUCAACAGACAUUCGUCGUUGAAUGGGGUCGGUUCUACAAUUCUACGUGCCAUUGGUGCAUAUGAUGAUGUGCCUUUGGACAAGAAGACGGCCUGCACAGCUUUACAGGAGUUAGGCGCCGUACCCCCGUGGGAAAAUCGUGCGGCCUAUGAGCUAAGACUACCACACACGGGUCGCAGGCUUGCACCCGGACUGUCCCUGCAAAAGUUUUCCGAAAACUACGAAUCGUCCAGUUCUCCAGAUCCUGGUAGAAGCCCGGAUAAACUCGAGCAUCUUCGAAAGGAUUGGGGCGAUCUUACUGUAUACUGUAUUGACGAUGCAUCAGCUCAUGAGGUUGAUGACGGUAUCUCUGUGGAAUGUACCGAAAACUCUUCAGAGUUUUGGGUGCACGUCCAUGUAGCAGACCCUGCAGCUCAUCUUGACCCGCAGGGACGAAUAAGCGCUGCUGCUGAGCGUAUGACCGAGACGGUUUACUUAUCGGAGCGUACAGUGACCAUGUUAGAUGCGGAUUUUGCACAGGAUUGCAGCCUUGCUCCUGGUCGACCGUGCUUAACGUUCAGUGCGAAGAUGAAUCUUCAUGGCGAAAUACUGGAGUCUAACAUAACCCCUGGGACAGUAAGAAACGUGGUUAACAUAACAUACGAGGUUUUGAAAGAGGUUACCACAGGCUUACGAUCGUCACAAAGCAUAUCUUAUACCGUCGGUUCAAACGAUGUCGAGCCGACACCUUCUCGAACUUUAGUAGAGAGUGACCAACUUUCAGACCUGAGUAGAAAGGAAUUGGGAAUCUUGGAGAAGAUUCAGCAGGCUCGCUGGAAAUAUCUACGAGACAGAGGCGGUAUAUUUAAUAGGCCUCCCACGUCCGUUUUAUCUGUCUCGUUUGGAGGCGCACCGUGGGAAAGAGCUGCCGUUACUGAUAGCUUCCACUACUAUGGCGAUCCCACGAUUCGGUUGCACUUCCAAGAAACAUACGAUCCCAAUGAUCUAGGUCUUGUGGCAUGUUGUAUGCUCGUUGCCGCUGAAGUAGCUGGACGGUGGUGCAGUGCAAGAGGAAUCCCUGUGCCAUAUCGCGUCACGCCCUUGAAUCCCGAAAUGGAUCCUGCGGAGUAUUUCACCAAUGUGUAUCUACCAGCACGAGACGAGUCGGGUGAAGUCCCAUUGGACAUUAAGAUGGAAUAUACAAGACAAAUACCCUCUGUCCAGCCCUCAUCGACUCCUGGGCGGCAUGUGGCUUUGGGUAUGGAUAUGGUGGCUAGGUGUACAAGCCCGUUGCGUAGAUUUGCGGACCUUCUAACUCAUUGGCAAAUCGAGACUGCUUUGUUGGAGGAGCACCGACUGGGUCAUUCACUUGUGGGAAAUACCAGGGACGACUUCCUACCUUUCAGCAGAGCACGUAUCGAUGCUCUUCUACCACGUAUCGCGCUUCGGGAGAAGCUGAUCUCCAAGGGCCAAGACCACUCACAGAGAGCAUGGGCCAUUAACUUUCUCGUUCGAGCUUGGCAUUUCAAGGAAAUCGAGCUUCCCCCUCUUACCAUGUCAAUCCGAAGUGUGAAUCCCGACUCUAGAUUUUGUGGUGGGAUCCUUGAGGAAUUGUUGCUGGGCGCGCAAAUGUAUAUCCCAAGCGGGAUGGAUCCCGAGGAGAUCAAGAUUCAAGACAAGUUUGAGGUUAAAAUCAUUGAGCUUGAUCUUUGGGGGCUGAGGAUCUACACUGAGUUAGUCCGGCGGAUUGAAUCAUGAAAUCAAUUUUGAUUUGAGUAAUACUGUGGAGGUACUGGCUCUGUGGCGAAGUUCUCAGCUUUGAAAGCUCGACUUCGCCUUUCUGUUGACAAAAAUGGAGAUGUACAUUAUUGUAAAUUAUACAACACUAGAUCUGGAUGUAAUUUUGGGGACUGUAUCUGGGAUAUGUUCCUGAAACCUCACUUCAUGUAUGACAUCAACGACAGAUAGAACAUGGCCAAGACGGCCAAAUGAAUAGAAAGAAAUCAUAACUUCUC